Chaetomium globosum CBS 148.51 is the source of this 1068-nucleotide messenger RNA. Its product is annotated as isocitrate dehydrogenase subunit 1, mitochondrial precursor. The transcript has 4 exons. The coding region runs from base 1 to 1068 and encodes 355 amino acids. The record is from RefSeq and is a predicted model, not a curated record. Gene Ontology annotation, molecular function: isocitrate dehydrogenase (NAD+) activity. Gene Ontology annotation, cellular component: mitochondrion. Gene Ontology annotation, biological process: tricarboxylic acid cycle; isocitrate metabolic process. NCBI's taxonomy places the organism in Eukaryota, Fungi, Ascomycota, Sordariomycetes, Sordariales, Chaetomiaceae.
AUGUUUCAGCGACGCCUUCUUAGGGUCGCUGCCCAACCCCAGGCACGCCUCAAUGUUGCGCGCACGUUUGCGAGCGUCAGCGAUGCCCCCACCCAGUCCGUCCAGUCCGACCUCUUCAAGCCCACCAAGUACGGUGGCAAGUACACCGUCAGCCUCAUUCCCGGAGACGGUAUUGGAGCUGAGGUUGCCGAGAGCGUGAAGACCAUCUUUAAGGCGGACAAUGUGCCCAUCACAUGGGAGCAGAUCGAGGUGUCGGGUCUGCAAGACGCCACACCCACGGGCCGCACAGAGGAGAAGUUCGAGGAGGCCGUUGCCUCGCUCAGGCGAAACAAGCUCGGUCUGAAGGGUAUUCUGCACACCCCCAUCACCCGGUCCGGCCACCAGAGCUUCAACGUGGCCCUGCGCCAGGAGCUCGACAUCUACGCCUCGGUCGCGCUGGUCAAGAACAUUCCCGGGCUAAAGACCCGCCACGACAACAUCGACCUCUGCAUCAUCCGUGAGAACACCGAGGGCGAGUACAGCGGUCUCGAGCACCAGAGCGUGCCUGGCGUCGUCGAGUCGCUCAAGAUCAUUACUCGGGCCAAGUCGGAGCGCAUCGCCAAGUUUGCGUUCAGCUUCGCCCUUGCCAACAACCGCAAGAAGGUCACUUGCAUCCACAAGGCCAACAUCAUGAAGCUGGCCGACGGUCUCUUCCGGGGCACCUUCAACAAGCUGGCUAAGGACUACCCGCAACUGGAGUGCACCGACAUGAUCGUCGACAACGCGUCCAUGCAGUGCGUCGGCCGGCCCCAGCAGUUUGACGUUAUGGUCAUGCCUAACCUGUACGGUGGCAUCCUACACGUCGGUCUCGACAUCAAGGGCAAGGACCAGGCCAACCCUACCGCCCUUCUUCUCAGUGGCACCAUGCUGCUGCGCCACCUCGGCCUCGACGACCACGCUAACCGCAUCUCCAACGCCGUCUACGACGUCAUUGCUCAGGGCAAAGUCCGGACCCCCGACAUGGGUGGCCAGGCCACCAACCAGGAGUUCACCCGCGCCAUUCUCAGCUCGAUGGAGAAGGCUCUUUAA